UGUUCAUUUAUACAUUUUCCUCUCUUUUCUCUCCCUCUAUUUCCAGCUGUUUUUGGAUCUUUCGCUCUCUCUCUCUCUCUCUCUCUCUCUCUUUUGCUGGGGGAAGAUCUCUCCACCAAGUGUCUCAAUUUAACAGGAGCUCCCUCCCUCUCUCUCUUCCUCUCUCAGCCCCUUCCUCCUCCCCUUCGGCCGUGACAGAGCACACCUGCUUGGUCUUGGCUGCGCGCGCUCUCAGUGCAAUUAUCGCUCGGCCCCUUGCAGCACAGUGCAGAAGGCUCACAGUGAUUCAGCCUAUAGCCCCAACUGGAUAUUUGGAAGGAAGACCAUCUGACCUCGGUGCACUCUAACUCUCUCGCUCUCUCUCCCACGCUUCUAAAGAGCACAGAUCCCUGACAACUGCUUCCCGGAGACGUUACCCUACAGCAGGGUCAACUACAACGCUGUGUGGUCUAGAUACCUUAGAUCCCCGACAACUGCUUCCCGGAGACGUUACCCUACAGCAGGGUCAACUACAACGCUGUGUGGUCUAGAUACCUAGACACUGACUGAACCCAUGCUCCCGGACAAAGGCACCAUGAGGUCAGCCUGUCUCUCCCUGCUCCUGGUCACAGCGUGCUGGUCACUUCCCUUCCGCCAGUCGGGCUUCCUGGACUUCAUGAUGGAGGAUGAGGCGGGCUCUGGCUUGCCAGAGGUGCCCAUGGAGCCCAGCGUGGACAUCCCCACCAUGCCUGAAGGACCCAAGUGCCCCUUCCGCUGCCAGUGCCACCUGCGCGUGGUGCAGUGCUCCGACUUAGGGCUGAAGAGUGUUCCAGAUGAGAUCCCUGCAGACAGCACCCUGCUGGACCUGCAGAACAACAAGAUCACUGAGAUUAAGGAGAAUGACUUCAAGACUCUGAAGGGACUCCAAACCCUGAUCCUGGUGAACAACCAGAUCACCACAAUCCACCCCAAGGCCUUCAUUCCCCUGGGCAAGCUGCAGCGCCUCUACCUCUCCAAGAACCACCUCAAGGAAAUGCCCGCCAACAUGCCCAAGAGCCUGCAGGAGCUUCGCAUCCACGAGAACAAGAUCACUAAGAUCAAGAAGGCCUCCUUCGAGGGCAUGGCCCAGGUCAUCGUCAUGGAGCUCGGCUCCAACCCCCUGAAGAGUGCAGGGGUUGAGGCUGGGGCAUUCGGGGCCCUGAAGAAGGUCUCAUACAUCCGCAUUGCAGACACCAACCUGACAGAGAUCCCCAAAGGUCUGCCCUCCUCCCUCUCCGAGCUCCACCUGGACAGCAACAAGAUCACCAAGGUGCAGGCGGACAACCUGAAGGGCCUCAAGAACCUGGCUAAGCUGGGUCUAAGCUACAAUGAGAUCAGCCAGGUGGAGAACGGUUCUCUGGCCAUGGUUCCUCACCUCAGAGAGCUUCACCUGGACAACAAUGCCCUGACCACCGUGCCUGCAGGCCUGCCUGACCACAAGUACAUCCAGGUGAUCUACCUCCACAGCAACAAGAUAGGGGUGGUGGGAACCCAGGACUUCUGCCCACCAGGCUACAAUACCAAGAAGGCCAUGUACUCUGGCAUCAGCCUGUUCUCCAACCCCGUCCCUUACUGGGAGGUGCAGCCCAUCACCUUCCGUUGUGUGUUCGACCGCUCCGCCAUCCAGCUGGGCAACUACAGGAAGAAAUAGAGAAAAAGUAGACCACCCCCAGAGAGAGUGUGUGUGUGUGUGUGUGUGAACCGCAGCCCCCCCAUCCACAACACUGAUCGGCAACUUUAUCCCCAUUUUAAAACCAUAACGAACAUCCAAUACAGUUUUAACAGUUACAGUACUUAAUGUUUUCAUGAGCAAAGACACAACAGUUACAAAACUCAGUACCAAACCUUCCAUAGAUGGCUUAGUAAUAACUCAAACCAGCUCUGUUUGCAAACAGUUGAUUUAUAAUAGUCCAUGUGUCAUUUGUACAUCAUAUUCUACAACAGUAAUCACUGGCAUUAUCCUGUAACAGGUCUUCCAUACACAAUAAACCGUCAACUCAUGAAAUACUGUAACACUACCUCAUGGUAGUUAUCUGUCAAAAAGCUCAACUUAAAGGGGAUGUCACCCACUUUUCAACCUCAUUUUCAUUAUCUCCAUUACAAUACCAUUGUCUACAUAUGUGAAAAAGUCCCAUUUCUAUGUUUUGUAGAAAACAAAUAUCAAGUUAAAAAGAUAUACCCAAUGACAUCAUCAAGAAAAUACCAUCCCUCUGGCUAGAAACUCUUUGCAGGUUUUGAAAAUCACUGUUUUAAAAAAAGCGUUUACUCCUACCCUGUGAUGUCACAGAGGAGCAUUUUUUUAGGACCUUUCUCCUUAUCUAUUUACCCACAGAUCAUAGACUAAACAACGUGUUCGUUUUCACACAUGAAGACACUGAUAUGGUGCUGGAGAUAAUGAAUAUGAGGUUGAAAAGUGGCGGGAUUGCCCUUUAAAAGAAGUCUGUGCAAUGGUUUCGAAGUGUGUGCCCUCAGAUUGCAUGACUGAAAUGUUAUUUUUGUGUGUGAAAGAAACAUUAUGAAAGACAACAAAAAUAUUUUCAACAACAACAACAACAAAAUAUCUAUGACCACUUUGAAAAAAUGUACACGUUUAACCCUUUCAUACCUCACACAUGUCAGCGGGUUGAGAUUGGCCGAAAAAACAUCCGAAAAAUCUGAAUUUGCCCGGUGUAGACAUGUUGUGUGCAACAUGCCUUUACGUGCAUAAAUCUGUGACAAUUACAGAAGGUAAACUGACCUGCGGAGCGGGCAGCCAAGGGUUAACUCCUGUCUUAAUAUCAUUAACACCAGCUAGGAUACUAGAAUGUACUAGAGUAUAUUACCUGUGUAGUAGCUAGCGUUCAAAGUGUACAUUUACAUUUACAUUUAAGUCAUUUAGCAGACGCUCUUAUCCAGAGCGACUUACAAAUUGGUGCGUUCACCUUAAGACAUCCAGUGGAACAGCCACUUUACAAUAGUGCAUCUAAAUCUUUUAAGGGGGGUGAGAAGGAUUACUUUAUCCUAUCCUAGGUAUUCCUGAAAGAGGUGGGGUUUCAGGUGUCUCCGGAAGGUGGUGAUUGACUCCGCUGUCCUGGCGUCGUGAGGGAGUUUGUUCCACCAUUGGGGGGCCAGAGCAGCGAACAGUUUUGACUGGGCUGCGCGGGAACUGUACUUCCUCAGUGGUAGGGAGGCGAGCAGGCCAGAGGUGGAUGAACGCAGUGCCCUUGUUUGGGUGUAGGGCCUGAUCAGAGCCUGGAGGUACUGAGGUGCCGUUCCCCUCACAGCUCAGUAGGCAAGCACCAUGGUCUUGUAGCGGAUGCGAGCUUCAACUGGAAGCCAGUGGAGAGAGCGGAGGAGCGGGGUGACGUGAGAGAACUUGGGAAGGUUGAACACCAGACGGGCUGCGGCGUUCUGGAUGAGUUGUAGGGGUUUAAUGGCACAGGCAGGGAGCCCAGCCAACAGCGAGUUGCAGUAAUCCAGACGGGAGAUGACAAUAUUCAUAAUGUACCUUCACAAUAUGUCGUACUAUUUGAAAGAUUUCAGAUUUUCUUUCUGUCACAUUGUAGUCGAUUGCCAUGUCUCCUGCUUGCUUCACUGUUGAUGUCAAGUUUUGUUGUUUUUACGAAAUGUUCCGACAGUUUAAAGAUUUCAGAUUUUCCGUAAAGCAUUUAUUUCUUCUUCUACACAUUCCAUUCCCCCAUCUGUCAUGUAACAUCAGCUCAUACAACCAAGAUGAAAAUAGCUCUUAAAGAUGUAGAAUAAACCAUAUAUACGUUCCGAAACAGAAGCCAUGCCCAAAGAUCUAUACGCAUGCUUUUCUUCUUUUGACUUGAAGCAAGGUUGUGCUUUCUGGAAUGCCAUGUUAAUGCCUGUUUUGUUUCUCUUCUUUUCUUCUUUGCCUUUCUUUUCUUCUUCUUCUUUUUAUAAGUCUGAAGAGAAUUGGAGGCUUGCAGGCGGACUGUCAUGCCUUCAGUGCCCAUGUUAGUGUGAAUGUUUGUAUGUAUAGACGCUGUAUAUAAAUGCUGUAUAAAAAAAACUCUCAUUGCUUAAAAGCACAAGCACUUACAGUAGUUCAGACUUAAUAUAUCAGCAAUAAAGAUGUUCCUCUCUUUUUUUCUAAGGCUUCCUGAACCAAAUAAAAAUACCAAUUAAAAAGCA
Molecule: messenger RNA, 4155 nt
Organism: Oncorhynchus nerka (sockeye salmon)
Lineage: Eukaryota; Metazoa; Chordata; Actinopteri; Salmoniformes; Salmonidae
Product: decorin
Exons: 9
Coding region: 554-1669 (371 amino acids)
Molecular function (GO): protein binding
Source: RefSeq, a predicted model, not a curated record